AGCAUCUUAUACCAAAUCCCAGCCAAGCAACAACAUAAUACAAGUAUUAUUACUACAACCAAAACUCAUCCAUAAAGGUAUCUCUUAAUAUUCACAUUUUAAAACCCUUCUCAUAAACUCCAAUCUAUUAUUACAACCAUUUUUUAUUUAUUUGAAUUCAUCACAAUUGAUGUCUUGCUUUUCUUUACCAAAAAAGCUCAAACACCUCCCUUCUUCUUCCAAGAAGGCUUGGAAUUCCUUCACUUUAUCUCUCUCUCCUAAACUUCACCGCCUUCGCCGCCGCACCCUCGACAUCCUCGACCGUCAGCAUAACCGCCGUCGGUUUAUGAAGCGGCCGUCACCUCAUCAGGCCGGCCAGUUUAAUUACUACAAGCAAUAUCAAUAUUAUAAUUAUCAGCACAUUCAACCCUACUCUAAUUCUGUGCCCAGUAGUCCUGCAACUGUUUAUGUUGAUAGACUUUUCGAGGAAUCUUCUUCCAAGUUAAAGGAAAAUAAUGUUGGAGUAACAAUGGAAGCUUCCACAUUGAAGUUAAAGGAAAGUAACGUUACAAUGGAAGCUUCCACUAGUGGCGGCGCAGGAAGUAGUGGUUGUUGUGAUAGCGGUGGCGGCGGUGGAAAAAAGAGAAAGAACGUAGUAAAUAAAUGGAGAGAGUAUAUAUCAUCGAUGCCAGCUAUAAAAGGAGUUGAUGAAAGAGCGGAGGAAUUUAUUUCAAAGUUUAGACAGCAAAUGAGCCUUCAAAGAGAGCAGUCUAUUAUUGAUUUUCAUGAGAUGUUAGCUCGUAGUGUCUAACUUAAUUCAUUACUUUUCUUGUCACAAUAUGUGUGUUGAUUAAUGAAUUCCUUCAUUUUGUUUUAUAUUCUUUGUUUUCAAGAAAUAUUUUUUAUACAUGGCUUGAUAGGUGGUGAAUGAUGUGAUGGCAAAUUAUUCUAUCGAUUACAACAAUUUUUUUGAUAGACUUUAUAAAUAUAUGUACAAGGAAGUGAGUAACGACAUUAGGUGGUGAAAAUUAAAUUGGAGUGAUAGAUUAAUUUGUAAUUUUUUUACUUUUUAUUUUAAUUUUUACAUUAAAUUGGAUAUUAUGAUCUAGUUGUCUUGUUAAUGCAAGGUUAAAAGUUUGUAUUGAUAAAGAUUGUAUUGCUCCUUCAUGCAAGCUAAGUAUAAAGUUUGUUAUCCGUAAUAGUUAUUUACUCAAAAGUUUUGAUAUGAACUAUAAGAAAUUUAUAGGAAGGAAACAUAAGAUAUACUUGACUCGGAGUGAAAAUGGUAUUUAUAAUAAAAUCCCAGUGAAGAUAAGAAAAUCGAAUGUCUGAGAUAUGUUGUAUUGAGAUUGGGAUAAUUAGGAAUUUUUGACAUCCCAUGGUUUGUUGGUGAGAAACUAGGUAGAGCACUAACGUAAAGAAAUGCAAGAUUCUUACUCAUUGCUAUUACUGACCGAUAUUCAGAGAAAAUUUCAGUAGCAUUUGUCAACUCAAACCCAAGAUCCUUAAGUAAUUUUCUUAGUGUUGGGAUGAGUUAUCUCACAUCGAUAAAUUGAAAAUGGUGUGCACGCUUUAUAAGCUAUUAGAGACCUUCUUCCCAUUGCCAUAUGGUUUUGGAAUGGUAUAUAUCUCCUUGGCUUAUGAAGUGUGUGCACUUGUGUCCCCCGUUAAUA
Molecule: messenger RNA, 1652 nt
Organism: Amaranthus tricolor (Joseph's coat)
Lineage: Eukaryota; Viridiplantae; Streptophyta; Magnoliopsida; Caryophyllales; Amaranthaceae
Exons: 1
Coding region: 170-790 (206 amino acids)
Source: RefSeq, a predicted model, not a curated record